Fusarium sp. VM40 is the source of this 1674-nucleotide messenger RNA. Lineage: Eukaryota; Fungi; Ascomycota; Sordariomycetes; Hypocreales; Nectriaceae. The record is from the annotation of a GenBank genome assembly.
AUGUCUGGCCGGUCGGGAUCAAAUCCCCACCGUCGCCAUUCUCGAGAGCCUCUUGACGACUUUCCGCCGCUUCCUAUACCGCCUCGGCUACCCUCUCUUCGAGCCCUUGCUCACGCUCAGCGAGAUAGAGAACGAGACAGCCCCUCGCCGACUUCCAACCGUCCCCAGUCCCGACACUGGUCCGCCGCAUCACGUCGCGCCGACCGCAUCCGGAACCUGGAGAACAGAGCGCCCGGCACCGCCUUCGACGACUUUGAACGCCCUAUGGACGACGGCUGGCCCACCUCUCGACGUACUGACCGCAUGCGAGCUGCCGUAGCCGCCGAGAACAGCAGGCCCACCAAUCUCGAAGACCUGGAUCGGCAUCUCGAAGAGGCCAACUCGCACCUACGGGCCCUUCUCGACCUCCAGCACCACCCCAGCCUCACUCCUCCACUCAUGCCACCUAACUUCUCCCCUCCGCUCCGCCCUUCAGAUCUCCCCGACUCGAACCGACGGCACAAGCGCCGAAAGCUGGACUCUGACCGUCUUGCGCCCGCUUUCCGGGGUUUUCGCUAUGGAAAGUAUGGCCAGGUCGAGCAGGGCGAUCUCAAGAUGGAGAUCGUCAGCUGUGACGGAGGCAUGUUCUCUAACGAGUCAUCCUACGCCGCCGAAAACAUUCUCAAAGACGACAACUCCGUAUACUGCACAAAGGGAAAUCGGUGUAACAUAGUCUUGAGACACCAAGGUGGUUCGGUCUUUACCCUCCAGGAGUUGGUUAUCAAGGCGCCUGCGUCAAUGAACUAUUCCCACCCCGUGAGAGAAGGAAUGGUCUUUGUGGCAAUGAGCCAGGACGAAGUACUCAGCCGGACAGCUCAGUACCAGAUUCAAUAUGCACCACGGACGAACGAGCCAACUCAUGACGGAGACCCAAGAGCUCUGCAGCCCAUCCCAACCGAGAUAAUAUCCGUCCAGCACCAUGAGAACGGAACCACAACCACAAGAUCACGACCAGCAUAUACAUACCAUAGUAGUACCGACGAAUACGAGUCACGGACUCCCCAGAUGCCACGAGAGUUCGCAUCUAACCUCCCCGACUUCCAAGUUACCACUGAAUGCAGCGACGACGAAGACGACGAGUAUGAAGGCGCUCGGUUCCCCCGCCGCGCACCCAAUCGUAUUGGCUCACUCCCUUUUGAAACCCCCGACUCCGACUCUGAUGAAGGUGGCAACCCCUUUGAUCCCGAAUAUCUCGACGACCACCAUCCUUCUCACUGGCGCCUGUAUAGUAGUGCCGCCAACACUAGUGGCCCAGGCUUUUCUCCUCCAUCGGCACGUCGUCGAGAACGCGAAAGGGAGCGCGAGAGAGAACGAGAGCGGGAGCGAGAGCGAGAACAUGAUCGCUCUAAUCGAUCUUUCUCCCUCACAGCAGCCUGGGAGGCACAUGCAUCCGCUACUCAAGAUGCCGUUCGAGCCGUUGGUGGCGGUCAGCUUCUCUCCCCGCACGCUCGUUUCUACAUCGAAAAGAAGAAGAGCAAAUGUACUAUACGCUUCGACCCCCCUGUGUCUGGCCGAUUCAUCCUUCUUAAGAUGUGGAGCUCCCAUCAUGAUCCCACCAGCAAUAUAGACAUCCAAUCUAUUCUGGCUAGGGGUUUUGCUGGACCCCGCUACUUUCCAUCGGUUGAGUUGCGGUGA